GGCGCGUACCUGAUUUGUUUAUAAUUUUCAUUAAGAAAAUUUUGUAAUUAUACGAGUAUAAUUAAGUAUGUGACGUUUUGCGGUACGGAAAAACUAAGGAAAAAGCUCCAGAAUAAAAUAAACGCUGGUGGAGAAUGAAUAUGCAAGAAAAAUACGGGAAAAUAACUUGCGCUGACUGACGGCCGUCCGACGGUAAAUAGCCCGCGGAGAUGAUCGUGACCGGCCUGACUCCGCUGCCAUGCGACACAGCGCUUUUUUCAAUGGCAGUUAUGACGCGCAGUAUGCAGUACAAACCAAAUCUACAUGCGACGAUUUCAGUUUUUUUUCCAGCAAACAAACAUUUUUUGUAAUUAUCCCCAAGAGCGAUCUUUUGUCUCUACCUCGUCCGACGGUGACGACACGCGAUGGCGAUGGAGGGGAGAAAUCGCCUUCCGGUGCCGGUGCACCUGGACAUGGGAGCGGCCGGUGGGGCGCCUCAGUAUCCGCGGGACCGGCACGGAUCACUGGCGUAUUCGCUGCACACCAAUCCACUGCUGGUGGAGCCGUCUCGCAAUGGGCGUCAGCGCGCCAGUGAUGCGGCCAUGCGCCCCGGCUCUCCUCACGGGCGCGAUACCGAUCCUGCCAAUUCUCCCCGGCCCGCAGGCGCCAACAACAACCGGGCGGGAGGACAGCGACCAGCCAAGCAGAGCACAUUACGGGAUUUUUUCGGGCGGCGCGGGCGCAUGGACGAGCACUACCGGCGCCUGUCCGGGCAGUCCGGCAGCAGCAGUGAGGUCAUGAUCAGCCAGGACGUGGGCGACGCCUAUGACGGUUGGGAGCCCGGGAUGCCGGUGCCCGACCUCGAACCGACAGGGGCGCCCCCGCCAGCCCUGCCGCAGUACGACGAGCGCCAGCAGCGCUGGUUCCGCAACAACGAAUCCUACCAGCCCAGCCGCCACCCCGACUCCUUCCACAUCCGCCAGGCCAACUGCACGCAGCACCCCUACGCCUGGGCCCGCAACGGCCUCUGCCGCGCCUGCGGUCUGCCCUGGAGACUCUAGCCGCGGAAGAAACCUUCCACUGCAAACCGGCGCGAUUCGUCGCCCUUGAGUUUUCGAAGCGGAAUAUUUCUAUAGCAACUGUCGAGAAUGUUUUCUUUUUCCGGAACGACGUCCGGAUAUGGUUAUAACAUUUUGCAAUGUAAAUUCGUAAUAAUUUCAUAUAGACGUACCUAUGGAAGCGGCUAGUAUACACAGCCGGCACUUGUGACCUUUCGAGUUUUUCUUAAGAAUUUAUGACGAGGCAUGUGCUUGCGACUCUACCCGUGUAAAUACUUCAAACACGGCGUAAUCAGCACACAGAACACUUAUUCUCUUUG
Messenger RNA from Paramacrobiotus metropolitanus, 1357 nucleotides. RefSeq lists its product as uncharacterized. The transcript is spliced from 3 exons. The record is from RefSeq and is a predicted model, not a curated record. The coding region runs from base 405 to 1040 and encodes 211 amino acids. NCBI's taxonomy places the organism in Eukaryota, Metazoa, Tardigrada, Eutardigrada, Parachela, Macrobiotidae.